AUGGCCCGGUAUGGGGCCACGCCAACGCUGGCGAGUGCCACGCCGGGUAGCAGCACAGACGUGCAGGAAUUGGAGUUGGAGACAGAUGCCGUGGUUGCCGUGACGGUCCAGGCAGUCGAGACGCCAGGUUCUGAGAAGCCUUUCCAUUUCUUGCCGUCGGUAGCGACCUGGCUCUCCGCGGCUGGUGCACCCCAAACAGGACUGCUGCCAUCUACACGGAGGGCGACCUCCAACACAGACAUGGCUCCUGCAUCGUUUGCCGUGGAUUUUUUCGUAGACCACGCGGUCGUGGAACCCAAAGCAGAGGCGCAAGAAAUCAUCGACCAGGUUGCCGUGACGCCAUUCCGGCAGUUGCCAUCCGUUGGCACCUGGCUCUCUGCGUUCACCCCGCGGAACAUCAGCGAAGAGCAACUUGGACGGCAGGGCGACCAGAUUGUUUCGCUGCUUCGCCCCGUGGUGCAGCGGAGGCCACUAUCUUCUUCACGGAGGGCAGCCUCGAGGACAGAUGCGAUUCAGGAGAGUUCUGAGUGUGGGAGCUUCUGGGUGACGCUGCAGCGGGCGCUCCGUGAGAUGUGCUGUGUCGGUGGAGGAAGCGGUGCAGGCCGGCUGGGCCACCUUGGUUCAGACGGUGAAAGUCCGGGAGACCAAAAGCAGGGACUCGAAGGUGGUCGGUCUCUUGCAGCGGCGACCAUGUGGGCCGUUGCCAACGUGAUGGCCCGGUAUGGGGCCACGCCAACGCUGGCGAGUGCCACGCCGGGUAGCAGCACAGACGUGGAGGAAUUGGAGUUGGAGACAGAUGCCGCGGUUGCCGUGACGGUCCAGGCAGUCGAGACGCCAGGUUCUGAGAAGCCUUUCCAUUUCUUGCCGUCGGUAGCGACCUGGCUCUCCGCGGCUGGUGCACCCCAAACAGGACUGCUGCCAUCUACACGGAGGGCGACCUCCAACACAGACAUGGCUCCUGCAUCGUUUGCCGUGGAUUUUUUCGUAGACCACGCGGUCGUGGAACCCAAAGCAGAGGCGCAAGAAAUCAUCGACCAGGUUGCCGUGACGCCAUUCCGGCAGUUGCCAUCCGUUGGCACCUGGCUCUCUGCGUUCACCCCACUGCACAUCAGCGAAGAUCGACUUGGACGGCAGGGCGACCAGAUUGUUUCGCAGCCUGAGAACGAGAUGCUUCGCCCCGUGGUGCAGCGGAGGCCACUAUCUUCUUCACGGAGGGCAGCCUCUAGGACAGAUGCGAUUCACGAGAGUUCUGAGUGUGGGAGCUUCUGGGUGACGCUGCAGCGGGCGCUCCGUGAGAUGUGCUGUGUCGGCCUCUGGCCGGCUUCAAAAUCGGCAAUGAGCACCCUCUUGCCGGAUUCUUUUCAUGUGGGAUCUGUCGGUGCGCAGGCAGAUUCAACGAGGCCCACACUACCAGCUCAUUCCUUUGGAACUUGCGAUCGUGAAAGCGCUCGAAUGAAAGUCUUCAUGUCUAGAAAACUGGAGAAGUCCAAGGCCAAGCUCAAUUCCCCGGGUCCAGUCUACGACAUCCCCUCGGCAGUGGGAGCAGCCCCGAGCUUCUCCUUCGGAACCGACGUGCAGCGGAAGCACGAUCCCAAGAAGUAUCCAGACUCGACCGUGGACCUGACAUGUGCCACGGUCGACACGCAGAAAGUGAAGUACGCGAAGACUCCGGGCUGCCACUUCGGCACUGAGCAGAAGCUCAGCCUCAAGAAUGCGGAGAUCAUCCGCACUCAUGCAGGGUUGGCUCUGGGCGCAGAGUCCCCAAGUGCCCUGGAGUAUCACGUCAAGGAGGUGGCAAAGCGCGUGCCUGCCUACUCCUUUGGGCCCACAGAGUCCAUGACGCCACGGAAGCCGGAACCCAGGGUGCAGCUCUUGCAGUCGAGCACACCGGCGCGGGUUGGCCCCGGCUCCCACCCAAAGCCGUCCAGCCUUGGCCAGCAGCCGAUGUCUCCGCGCCCCACCGCGCCGGCCUGGACGAUGCCCGGCCGCAGUCCCCGGGAGAAGACGCAGACGGAGGCUCUUGCGAUCGAGGACAAAGUCUUCAGCUCCAUCGGCAAGCAGGUGCUGUCCACAAUCCGAUCUCCCCGCUCCGUGGCCACGACGAAGUCCACCCGCGACCAAGUCAACAGGAGCUGCACACUAGCAGAACAUAACUUGCUAUGGUCCGCGAGACAAAGUCUCGCGACUCCAAGGUGCUAUACGUUUCUUGGAGGAGGGUCGUCUGGUCCGCAUCUCCAAGGUUUGUUCGAAGUCCGCCCAGCGAAGAGCCACUUGUGGGCUGGGUACACUCUCCAGAGGCGGUGCCGUACCUCGGCAAGAGCCAUCACAGAAGCAGCAGGAGAGCUCUCCUGCUGUUUCUGUGCUGGGUCUUGCCGAAGUACGGCACCGCCUUUGCAUAGUGUGACGCAGCCCACAAGACAGCUGGGCGGACUUCGAACACACCUUGGAGACUUUGACGAGGCACCUGGCUCUUUGCCUUCACCCCGCUGCACAUCAACGAAGAUCGACUUGGACGGCAGGGCGACCAGAUUGUUUCGCUGCUUCGCCCCGUGGUGCAGCGGAGGCCACUAUCUUCUUCACUGA
Messenger RNA from Symbiodinium sp. CCMP2592, 2583 nucleotides. The record is from the annotation of a GenBank genome assembly. Lineage: Eukaryota; Dinophyceae; Suessiales; Symbiodiniaceae.